AUGAAUAGCCUUGUUGACAGACCCCUCACACAUGGAUUUUUGAGUCUGGACCCAGAUUCCCCAGACUAUGCCUUGCGUUCACACACACUGCCGGCAAAUACGACCAGCAUAAGGCAGCUGGUUAUCAACAAGCAAAAUGGGCGCGUGAUUGCGGCAAAGAGUCAACUUGUGGGUCGUAUGGAAGACGCCCUUAUACGCUGGCGUCCGCCCGUGUCGUGCCAUGCAGGGUCCACCGCUGCAAUUAAAGGUAAGCAUCCUUAUCAAUUGGAGGCGGAAAAUACCAGUCUGGCACAUACUUCAAUAGAUUCGAUUCGCCAGUGUAUCGAAAACUUGGGCAAUGCGGUCAGCAAACCUAGCACACGGAAAAAAAAGGAUGCGCACCGCCAUGGCGAGGAAAGCAGUCUCUUACAUUCGGUAAAUUUGGGAGACUCCAUUGAAACAUCUCAAGAAUCAUCGUCGGCAAGUGGAAUGCUUCAGGAAAUUCGACAAAGUCUACAAAAAACAGACACACGUGGAAUGACCCCACAAGCAAUUGAGUGCAGACAAGAGCUUGAAACGUGUACUGUAGAGCCCGUCACAUACAGCUUUCCCAUUCCGGCCUACUAUCUGCCGCGUGAGGAUGUGCAUCCUGUUGGAGAAUCCACGCGGGACAACGUGAAUGUUGACGAGGCCGAUGGCCAGAUGGGCACCCGAUUUAAUCAGUUUUGGAAUCAGUUGUGUCGUGAGUUUAAAAUUCUGUGUUCAUGCGUGUAA
Molecule: messenger RNA, 753 nt
Organism: Lachancea sp. 'fantastica'
Lineage: Eukaryota; Fungi; Ascomycota; Saccharomycetes; Saccharomycetales; Saccharomycetaceae
Source: the annotation of a GenBank genome assembly